This is a messenger RNA of Fusarium tjaetaba, 4941 nucleotides long. Its product is annotated as t-complex 1 subunit beta. Gene Ontology annotation, molecular function: ATP hydrolysis activity; ATP-dependent protein folding chaperone; ATP binding. NCBI's taxonomy places the organism in Eukaryota, Fungi, Ascomycota, Sordariomycetes, Hypocreales, Nectriaceae. Bases 1 to 4941 code for a protein of 1646 amino acids. Gene Ontology annotation, biological process: protein folding. The transcript is spliced from 7 exons. Gene Ontology annotation, cellular component: chaperonin-containing T-complex; cytosol. The record is from RefSeq and is a predicted model, not a curated record.
AUGUCUUUCCAACCAACCCAAAUUUUUGAGGAGGGCACUACGGAGGAGAAGGGUGAGAAUGCUCGUCUCUCCGCCUUUGUCGGUGCCAUCGCCGUCGGUGAUCUCGUAAAGAGCACCCUUGGUCCUAAGGGUAUGGACAAGAUUCUCCAGUCAGCCUCCACCGCCGAAAUCAUGGUUACCAACGACGGUGCCACAAUCCUCAAGUCGAUCGCCCUCGACAACGCUGCCGCAAAGGUUCUGGUCAACAUUUCGAAGGUCCAAGAUGACGAAGUCGGUGACGGUACUACCUCCGUUGCUGUUCUCGCUGCCGAGCUGUUGAGAGAGGCGGAGAAGCUGGUCGACAAGAAGAUCCACCCCCAGACUAUCAUCGAGGGCUACCGGAUAGCCAGCCAGGCUGCGCUGAAGGCAUUGGAAGGAUCAGCCGUUGAUCACAGCAAGAACCCCGAGGCCUUCCGACAAGAUCUACUUGCCAUUGCCCGAACAACACUCAGCUCCAAAGUCCUGGCCCAGGACCGCAAACAGUUCGCCGAAUUGGCCGUUGAUGCGGUCCUCCGACUCAAGUCGUCCGACCUCAACCACAUCCAGAUCAUCAAGAAGGCCGGAGGCAAACUCAGUGACUCCUACCUCGACGAAGGUUUCAUUCUUGAUAAGAAGAUCGGUGUCAACCAGCCCAAGCGACUAGAGAAGGCCAAGAUUCUGGUAGCCAACACCUCCAUGGACACCGACAAGGUCAAGAUCUUUGGUGCUCGUGUUAAGGUUGGCUCAACAAGCAAGCUUGCUGAGCUUGAGAAGGCCGAGAAGGAGAAGAUGAAGGCCAAGGUUGAGAAGAUCAAGGCACACGGCAUCAACUGCUUCAUCAACCGACAGCUUAUCUACAACUGGCCCGAGCAGCUGUUUACUGAUGCUGGCAUUAUGUCAAUUGAGCAUGCUGACUUUGACGGUAUUGAGCGUCUUGCCCUUGUCACAGGCGGUGAGAUUGCCUCGACCUUUGACCAUCCCGAUCAAGUCAAGCUUGGUCACUGCGACGUUAUUGAGGAGGUCAUUAUUGGAGAAGAUACUCUCAUCAAGUUCUCCGGUGUGGCUGGUGGUGAAGCUUGCACAAUUGUCCUCCGAGGUGCCACAGAACAGCUCCUCGAUGAGGCCGAGCGAAGUCUGCACGAUGCCCUUGCUGUUCUGUCACAGACUGUCAAGGAACCCCGAACCACCCUUGGUGGUGGUUGUGCUGAGAUGCUUAUGGCCAAGGCGGUUGAGGGCGCUGCUACCCGAGUUGAGGGUAAGCGACAGCUGGCUGUCUCUAGCUUUGCCGUUGCUCUCCGACAACUUCCUACUAUCCUUGCCGACAACGCUGGUCUCGACUCUGGUGACCUUGUCGCCCGAUUACGCAAGGCUCUCUACGAUGGUCUUACCACUUAUGGCCUGGAUCUGACGACCCCUGGUGGUGGUAUUACUGAUAUGCGAGAUCUCGGUGUUAUCGAGAGUUACAAGUUGAAGAAGGCUGUGGUGUCUUCGGCCAGCGAAGCCGCAGAGCUUCUUCUUCGUGUGGACGAUAUCAUCCGGGCAGCUCCUCGCCGACGAGAGCGUAUGUGUCUUCGCUCUCUGAGUGAUAUCGCCAAACCAAUGGAGCAAUCGAAGAUUGUCGACUUCUUUUCGUCUUCACCGUCCUCUCAACAACUCAAACAGCGCACCAAAAAGCGCAACAAAUCAUCACCAGCCAAAGGCGUGAAAGGUGGCAGCCAGUCCAGUUCCCCCAACUCAAGUCGCGCAGGGUCACAACAAACAAUGGCCAAGCCAAGCCAGAAGCCCAAGAGGCAGAGAUCGCAGGCAUCAGCCUCACUGUCCCGCGCAGCAUCUUUGCAUCCCUCUAUUCCCUCUACCCCAAUCUCCAAAAACAUGUCAUCCCCCCAAAUCAUGAAGAAGCGACGUCUCCAGGGACGCAAUGAACGUGUUCCCGAGACUCCCCCCCAAAAACGAGCCCCGACGAGUAGUCAAAGCCAACAAACUCCAAAACGAACAAGUCAACUAGUUCAAGCAAACUCACCGAAUACACCAUUUGAUAUUUCAUCUGGAGAGAGCUCUGAUUCAGACUGUGUGAUCGAAAAGGUUCAGCCGUCACCAAAGCGCAAACUUGUCGCGCCUAGCCCACGAGCUCGACCUACCAAGAAGCUCAAGACUGAUCAGCAAGAGACUAUCAACCGAGGCUUUGCCUCUAUCAAAGCAUCUGUUCUUGCAAAAGGCACAACAUUGGCAAGACAGAACAAGAGACCAGCUACUAGAGGGCCACAAGGUGCUUCUGUGCCUCCUCAAGCACCCUUACCCAACCUCACCUCGAGCGUUGCAGGCCCAAGUCGAAGCACAUCUGUCCCUCCUGCUCAUAUCUCUCCCAAACCCAGUCAAAAUGAGAAUGUAACCCAAAUUGAGAAUGAGUCGGACCACGACAAUGAGAAGGUUGAGCUUACUCCGAAAAAGCGCCAGCUUGAACAACAGAAAGCAAACGUUAAGCGACGACGAGUUGGCGACUCAAUCGAGACCCCUGUGUCGAUCGAUGCAGACGAUGAAGAUCAACCCGACUCGGACAUUGAGGUCGUCAGGGUCCUAGUGUCCCCAAGGCGCAAGGCUGCCAAAGGUCGCGCUACAGCUGACAAAGAUAUCAAGGCGGAGAACUCUGCUAAGCAGCCAAAGGUUGCCGCUCAGCGCAAGACCCAGUCUCCCUCUGUGACAAAGCGUCCUACACCUACUAAGCCAGCUGUUGCACGCGACACCACACCAAUCAACACUUUGCACAUCGAUCUUACCCAGGAGCCCUCCGAUAGUUCUGAUUUCUCAGAUGAAGAGACUACGAUCCCCGCCAAGCCAGCUCUCCCAACACCAGUUGAGCAUACCCUCGACGUUCAGAAGCCAGCCACUACGACUGAACACACCACCACCAGUAACACCGACAACCCUGUGGUUGCCCCUCAGGAGACCGUCCCUGUCCAUGAACAGAGGGAGCCCUCGCCACACGUCACGGAUCCUUUGUGGGAUUGGGUUGGUCGCCAGAUGACGAAGAAAUAUACCUCACUCUCCAGCAGUAAUUGCCCAUCUCCCGACCAUGACGUGCCCUUCACCGCGCCUGAAUACCAACACGAUGAUACCGCAGCGAAGAAGAUCAAGAUGGAAGCUCACGAUAGUGACAUGAUAUCCAUCAAGAAAGAGAGCAUUGAGCAAUACAACUCCAGCGAUGACGAAGGUAGCAGUGAUGAAGAGUCUCACGAUGGAGACAUCCGUGCUAUAAAGCAAGAGAGCAGCUCAAUGUAUGGUCAAUCCUCAGACGACGAAGAAGACUUCGACGAAGAGGACAUCAAGAACAUCAAAAAGGAGAGCUACUCAAGUCCCAUGAAGAUUUCUGCUCUCAAGCAGUACGAGUCGCAUCCCGCCAAAGACGGCGAAAAGGAAUACGACGACGAUGAGGAGGAAUCCCAAGGCCUCCCUGACCUAAGUGACGAUGAGGUGUCUCAUGACGCCAACACCAACGAGGUGGAAGAGAAUGAAAACGUUGGAUCAUCGCCACCUGUGUCAUAUCAGCUACCACAGGAAGACGUCUCCCCGAAAGCUGUCUCUACAACACUUGAGGAGAAGGCCACAUUUGAUUCGGCUGAUAAGGAUUUGAGCAACUCGUUUGGCAGUUCGAAGAAAAAUCUCUCCACUCCGAUCAAAACUGAGAAGGGUCUUUCACCAUCGAUCUAUGAGCUUCAGCCAGUUUAUAGUGGUGAGAAGCUUAUGCAGAGCCACACUCCAGGUACACCAUCGCCGUUCCGACCUCACCAUCGGGAUUCGCUUCUCGGUUUGAGGGGUAUCCUUAAGGGCUCGGGUGGACGAGGUCGUGCGAGUGACAACGAGAGUGUGUACACUCCCUUCCCGGAUAUUUCUCCCCUUUCUGGAGACGAGUACGCCACUUCAUCACCUACAGAACGAAUACAGCAAAGCAAAGAGCAAGCCAAAGCUAUCAGGCCUUCUGAGCGCAGACGGGCUAUUGUGCCCAAGGCAAUGACAUUGCCGAAACUCCUGCCCAAGAACUGGACGCCUCCACUUCCAAAAGGAGCUCGAUGGCUUCAACAAAAAAAAGAUUUCACGCCUUUACCAUCUAUCCCCGAUGAUACUGCUGCGAACGACGCAGCCUCAAGACAAGAAACACCCACAAAGGUUGUCGCAAGGCGACCUCCCCGCAUUAACUACACGACAGGCUUAGCAGAGUCUGAAGAUGAAGUUGAGAAGAAGCUCCAGGAGCAACAAUUAGAGCCAGGAACAGACAAGCACUGGAUCAAGCCUUCCGAGAAGGAAAUCAAGCCCCCGAUCAUCCGCGAUGGCGUUUCAGAACACGCCAUCAAGCCCACAGUUGCUUUGUUCAAGAAGAAAAUAGCCGCUAGGCAAGGCUUCAAUCAUGAUACAAGCGACAAGUCCAAUCAAAAGUACAACUGGGAAAUCGACUGGACCACGCCGGCGUCCUUGAGUGAGCGCGAGUCACAAGCCGUAGCAGCGGAACUAGAACAUAGGGGAAUCAAGACCAGCAAGCAAUACAGCAACUUUUGGUACAACCUUACAAUGAAGUUUUCAAGACUUGCAGGCUCGCCUAUUCCGCUUUUUACAGCAAAGAAAAAGGCACUCGACACAUUUGUUGAGGAGGCCAUGCAGAACCAGGAAAUCAGACGGCGGAACAAAAACAAGGUCACCGUCGCGGAAAAGAAAGCGAAGCGCCGAGAGAUGAAGAAGCAGAAGAAGCAGAAAACACAGCCCAAAGAUGUGGAUGCAUUUCUCAUUCCCGGAGAUACAGACGCUGAGAGUGAAUCCGAAGAUUCCGAUUCCGAUCUCAACGGAGCCAAUCUGAUCGCCAAAAUGCGGGCGGAUGCUGAGGAACGGCAGAGGACAUACGGAGGCGGAACAAGCUGUGGACGUCGAAGCAAGUAA